CGUCCGACGAGCUCGUCGCGGCCAUGGACCCUCCCGUCGGCGCCGUCGUCGCUGUGCCCCCCGGCCGCGGCACCGUCCGUUUCUGCGGCGCCACGUCGUUUGCUCCGGGGAAAUGGGUCGGCGUCGAGCUCAACGAGCCCAACGGCAAGAACGACGGCUCGAUCAACGGCGUGCCCUACUUCAGCUGCCGUAUGGGCUUCGGCGUCUUCGUCCGCCCCAGCCAGGUCAAGCUCGUCAGCGCGGAGCCCGAUCCACCGCUCAUCCCCGCCUCGUCGAGUCGUGCAACGCUCGGCCACCAACGCACGAACAGCGGCAUCUCCCUCGCUACCCGCCAACGCACGAACAGCGGCGCGGGAUUGAAUCCGGCUUUGGUCCGCGCACCCUCCACCCGCUCUGUGCCCUCGCCCCGCUCCGUUAGCCCCGCCAAGUCCGGCGCACCGUCCCCCGCGCCCGGAUCACGUCUCACCGCCGCCUCUCCCAGCAAACGCGCCUCUCUCGCGCCGGCACCUCGCAAGUCCCUCACCAGAACGACCUCGCUCGCUCAAGAUGCUCGCUCCUCUGUCCCUCAAACACCCCGCACCCCGACCACGCCAACCGCACCUCCGCCGCCCGCGACAGUCCGCACCGAACCGAUCGCAUCCCCCACCGUCGUACCUCCACCCGCCGCCCCCCGCAACUCCUCCCCGCUCGCGUUCCGGGCACCUUCUCGCGCUUCCUCGUCCGUGCCCGAUACUCUCGCGCACGAUCUCCCGCCUCCUCCAGUCGACGACAGUGAGCUCCAAGAACUCCGCGCCAAGAUUCGCGUGCUGGAGGCUCACCGGACAGAUGAUGCUCGCCGUGUGCGUGAACUUGAAACGCGCCUGUCCGAGGCCGAGUCCUUCGUCGCCCUCCGCCCCAAGCUUCAAGCCAAGCUACAGGCCCAGCAGACCGAGCUGAUCGAGGCUCGCCGUGCCCUUGCCGACGCUCGCGGCGCGUCCGAGAGCGCCGAUGCACGCAUGCUGGACGUACAGGAGCAACUUGAGAUGGCCACGCUUGACAAGGAAAUGGCCGAGGAGCGCGCUGAGGCAGCUGAAAUCGAGCUCGAGGAGGUUAAGGAGCGCCUUGCCAUGGCCGAGGUCGAGUUGGAUGUGCUCAAGGAGGAGAGGGAACUUGACGGCGACGCAGGUCCCGCAGACGGCGGCAAGAGUACGCUCGCGUAUAUUCAGUUGGAGAAGCAAAACGAGAGGCUGAAGGAGGCCUUGGUGCGAUUGCGGGACAUGUCCCAGGAGACGGAGCAAGAACAGAGGAGAAGAAUUGCCGAAAUGGAGAAGGAUAUCAUGAGUAUCGAUGACCUCCAAGGGCAAUACGAGACCACGCUAGGCAGACUCGCCAACGCCGAGGCGCAAGUUGAAGAUCUCAAGCUUCAACUCGACGACGCGAUGGGCGCCGAAGAAAUGCUCGUCCAACUCACCGAGCGUAAUCUAUUAUACAGCGAGAAAAUCGAGGAAAUGCGGAUCACCAUCGAGGACCUCGAAGCUCUCAAAGAGCUGAACGACGAGCUGGAGGAGAACCACAUGGAGACCGAAAAGGCCAUGCAGGAGGAUAUCGAUCGGAAGGACAUGCUCAUUCGCGAGCGCGACCAGAAAAUCGAAAGCCUCGAAGAUGCCUGUCUAGAUCUCGACAAUACCAUCAGUCAGUUCAGGGAUCUUGUGAUGCAGCUGCAAAGCGAACUGGACACCUUGCGUAUGCAGACUCAGACGGCACAGACGGAAUCAACGACGGCUGCGUCCCAGGCUGCGGCGAUGAUGUCUCUCAACCUCAAGCUCCAGUCUUCAGCGUCCAAGAACCAGGCUCGUGGUAUAGAACUCGAGCUUAGGGCCAUGGAAGCGCGGGAAGCGCGGGAAUUACUGGGUAUCAUUCAGCCAUACCUGCCGCAACUCUAUGUCGACUCGGACUCAGAUGCCACGAGCUGCUACCUCUUUUUCCAGCGACUUGCGGGCAAGAUGGACCUGGUCAACUCUGUCGUCGCGUCUGCUCACAGCCUGCCCGAGUCUCUCAACGGGCCCGUUUCCGAGACGCUGGUCGGCAUCUGCGAAAUGCGCGGUCGCAUCUCGAGCCUGUCCACGCUCUGCAAGCGUUUCGCCGCCAUCCUCCGGCGCUGCGACCCGCAAUCGUUCCUCGACAUCGGACGGAUCUAUCCUGAAAUUGCCCCUAUGGAGAAGCGCAUCGACAUGCACAUUGAGCUCCUCCGCCGCGACGAGUUCAGAGAGAUGGAAUGUGUUAGCGACGUCGCCAAGAUAUAUGCACAGUUCAAGCACCUUGGCGAGACAUUUUUCGAUGACUUUGAUCAUGACCUCGGCGAGCGCGAGCUCGGAUAUGCUCUAUCCUUUGACCAUGACCUUGACAUGUUCGCUGCGGCCGUUGGGCUCAGCAAGACGCAGAUUGCACAGACCCUCAAAGACGAAGACAUCAUUGUCGAACUGGGAGACCUGGACGCCGAGGAGGCGUUGUUCGAGCCCAUGCAGAAGCUUCUGGAUCAAUGCAAGACUGCCAAGGUUCUGUCACGGAAGCUUACCAAGCGACUGGAAGAACUGAUCCAAGACUCGAAUGCGUUGAAACCGCACCUCAUCCCUCAAUUGCAGUCGCUCAACAAUGCCGUGCCUGAACUUACCAAUUUUGCCAUCUCCCUCGCGCAGCAGAUAAUGCCACACAUCAGCGACGCUCGGAGCUCGAAGGCUCCGUUCCAACUAUCUACUAUCCUUUCCUAUGUCCGCCAGACCGCAGGAUCGACGGUAUGCAAAGGCAGGAAAGACGGGAGCACGUCAUGGGAGGCCAUCGGCGAAUCCGUCUUGCACGUCGUGCAGGAAGUUGGCGACAUGCUUCCCCUCGCCUUGGAGCCGGACAACGUUAUCAAGGUAUCCGGCAAAGCGCCGUGGGUCGUCCGCAUUGACGAGAUCAAAGCGAGCCUAGCCGUCAACCUGGAAGCCGAGAGGAAACUUGCGCAGCUGAACGACGAAGUGCAAGGCCUCGUGCGCGGCCUUAAAGCCAAGGACCAACACAUUCAGGAGGCGUCCGUCAAGAUUGAAUUGAUGGAACGUCGUAUGGAAGCAGUGAAGAAGCAGGCCGAAAUGAUCACCGAACUAGAGGAGCAGUUGAACAAGGCGAGGAAGCAGGAGCGCACGUACGAGGAGGCGAUGGAGCAACUGCAGGCGGAGUACGACGCUUUGGUACAGGAAAAUACAAAGCUGAAGACCAUGGCACCCGCGCAAGAGCGUCCCGUGCCCGGUGCCCAGGUUGCCGAACCGGAGACUCUGGCUGUCGAAGGGAACAUCGAAACUUCUUACUUGUUGGAGCAGCUGGAAGCUUUACGGGGCACCGUCCGAUUCCUCAGAACGGAGAACGCGUACCUCAAAGGUCAAGACUUGCUGAGAGAAAUCCAAUCUUUGCCACCGCUUCCCGAGCCUGCACCGAGGACCCCCACUCCCCCGCUGGAUCCUUCUCUUUCAGAUUCAGCGUCCGACGACUCAGACUCAGAGUUGGCAACACGCCCGCUCACCCUUCGGUCGCUCGCGACGGAGACGAAGAUACUGUAUCGGGACGUAAUCAAGUUCUCUUCUUCGCCCAAAGUCGUAGAUCUCUCUGUGCGCAGUGCUGGACGAUCUUGGAUGCCAAAGAAGAAGACGCCUGCAUACCAGGUUUGGGAGAGGAAGAUGGAGGCCGAGAGGCUGAGCAGGCGUGUGCAUGGAUUGAUGGAGCGAGCGAGGGCCAUCAGCUGAUUUACCUAGAGAGUACCUCCUUUCAUUGCAUCUAAGUUACCUUAUCUUUAUCAUCAUCGUGAAACUUCGACCGAACGUGCCCCUG
Molecule: messenger RNA, 3840 nt
Organism: Punctularia strigosozonata HHB-11173 SS5
Lineage: Eukaryota; Fungi; Basidiomycota; Agaricomycetes; Corticiales; Punctulariaceae
Product: dynactin
Exons: 13
Coding region: 24-3755 (1243 amino acids)
Biological process (GO): nuclear migration involved in conjugation with cellular fusion; establishment of mitotic spindle orientation
Cellular component (GO): cell tip; spindle pole body; spindle
Source: RefSeq, a predicted model, not a curated record